AUGGAUAAUAAUCAAAAGGGUUCGCGUUCUUGGAAAAUCAUCCAAGGAAGCAUUCCCAAUUCUGAAGAAUCUCCUUCCAUCUUCCCUUUUCCCCCCUCAUUUCAAACUUCUGUUUCGAAAACAGAAUCUAAAUCGUCACAAUCUGCUUUACAACAACAAGAAACAAUAAAGCAGAAAGUUCCUUUUACAUUAAAAUACCAACUGCAUUUUCGAAAGAAUAAUCAACAUUCGCCUAUUGAUGUUUCUACUCCCCAAACAACCCCUGGCGGUACUCAUAAUAGCGGACUACUACAAGAACUGACUUUCGAACAAGGAAAAGGCCAAUUUUUAUGGGCUUCUGACGGCUAUCAUGGGAAUAAGAAACGCCGAAUUAAUGGUAAUUCAUCUCCUGCAUCUCCAAAACCUUAUGACACCAAGGUGCCUCGCCCACCCAACGCAUUCAUUAUAUAUCAUAGAACUAAAUCUAAAGAACUAGCCAAAUUCAAGACUAAAGUACGAAAUGAUGAACGUCACCCAUCGAAGACAGUGGCAGAAAUGUGGCGAGAAGAGCCUGAGGAGAUUAAAUUAAAAUAUCAACGAGAAGCGGACCUGGCAUUAGUGGAACAUAAAAAAAAAUACCCCUAUUAUAAAUAUAGACCAAAAAAAAAAGAUAGUAAGAGUAGAGGAAAUUUAACUCCAUCAUCAGUAGAUUCAGUUAGAAUUUUAGAUUUUGAUGAUUCAAAGGAAGAUUCACAAGUACCUAUAGAACAUAGAAAACAGGCAUCCAUGGAAUCUGCCUUUACAGUAUUUGAACUUCAUACAUCCUCUUUAAAUGAUCAGCAGCGAGAAGAGAAAGAGAAGGAAGAACCAACAACAGCCAUGUCUAAUAAUGCUACGACCAAUAAUAAUAUCAUGAAUACAUUCUUGACAAAUUCUCCUCCCCAAACUCCUCCAAUAUGGACUGAAGAUGCGAGACCAAAUUUUGUACAACAAGUACAAAAACCUUGGGUUCAACCACCUUCUCCUCUUUCCCAAAUUUCGUCAAUAACUGCAUCAGAAAAUUCUACUACAGAUUUACAAGAUGCCUUGUCUUUGAUUACUUCUGAAGAAGAGUGGAACGCAUUUUCACUUAUAUUUCAGAACUCAUAUCAACCUAAUAUGAUGUCACCAUUAGGAUUAAUGUCAAUAGAAAAUAUAGAUAAUUCAAUGAAUUCAUAUAUUGUACCUACUCAAAAUUCAUCAACACUGCAUCCUUCUUCUUUACCGCAUGCCCCACCACCUACACCAACAAGUCCAAUGAAUUUUAUUCCUUGGGCAAUGUCGUUAGAUUCUUUUGCUGAUACAACAUCAACAAUUGAAAAUAAUAUUCGUUUGCAACAACAAAUUUCUUCACAAUUUCAACAAAACCACAAUAAUAAUAAUAAUAAUAAUUAA
Diversispora eburnea is the source of this 1413-nucleotide messenger RNA. NCBI's taxonomy places the organism in Eukaryota, Fungi, Glomeromycota, Glomeromycetes, Diversisporales, Diversisporaceae. The record is from the annotation of a GenBank genome assembly.